Messenger RNA from Fopius arisanus, 4442 nucleotides. RefSeq names its product vinculin (gene Vinc). The record is from RefSeq and is a predicted model, not a curated record. Gene Ontology annotation, molecular function: structural molecule activity; actin filament binding; alpha-catenin binding. The coding region runs from base 222 to 3320 and encodes 1032 amino acids. Gene Ontology annotation, biological process: cell adhesion. The transcript is spliced from 13 exons. NCBI's taxonomy places the organism in Eukaryota, Metazoa, Arthropoda, Insecta, Hymenoptera, Braconidae. Gene Ontology annotation, cellular component: cell-cell contact zone; focal adhesion; actin cytoskeleton.
AUACGUGGGAGAGAGUAGGAACGACUCCACGAGUCGUAUCGAGCCUUGACGUGUUGUUUUUUUUUUCAAUACGACUGAAGCCCACAGUACUAUCUAACUGAGUGCCUCAGUCCCUCGUAUGAUUUUAAUAAAGUGUUUUUGGACAGUGCCUGCAUAAGAACCUUCAACUCUCAUAAUACAAGCAAUUGAGUUAUUGUGAAGUGAUUUUGAGGUUUACUAAAAUGCCGGUGUUUCAUACGAAGACCAUCGAGAGCAUCCUCGAGCCAGUGGCACAGCAGGUCUCGAGGCUUGUGAUUCUCCAUGAAGAGGCCGAAGAUGGCAAUGCCAUGCCUGAUCUUGGCCGUCCUGUUCAGGCGGUCAGCAUGGCAGUGACAAAUCUCGUUAAAGUUGGAAAAGAAACAAUAAAUUCUUCAGAUGAUGCUCUACUUAAGCAGGACAUGCCCUCAGCCUUGCAACGGGUUGAAGGUGCAUCGAGACUCCUUGAAGAGGCCUCAGCAUUGCUGAAACAUGAUCCUUACUCUGGCCCAGCACGAAAAAAACUCAUUGAAGGCUCUCGUGGAAUUCUCCAGGGGACGAGCUCUCUCCUCCUCUGUUUCGACGAGAGUGAAGUGCGAAAAAUCAUUCGCGAAUGUAAACGAGUGCUGGAUUAUCUCGCUGUUACUGAAGUUAUAGAGACAAUGGAGGAUCUUGUUCACUUCCUGAAGAAUUUGAGCCCCUGUUUGAGCAAAGUAUCCCGAGAAGUGAGCGCCAGGGAGAAGGAAUUGACGCAUCAGGUGCAUCGCGAAAUUCUAGUUCGUUGUUUGGAUCAAGUUAAGACUCUGGCGCCAAUUCUCAUUUGCUCGAUGAAAAUAUUUAUUCAUAUCAUAUCGCAAGGGGGUAAAGGGGCCGAGGAAGCAGCGGAGAAUCGAAAUUAUUUGUCUGGGCGUAUGUCCGAUGAAUUGAAUGAAAUUAUUCGGGUGCUUCAAUUGACAACUUACGAUGAAGAGGAAUGGGAUGCUGAUCAAUUGACGGUCUUGAAGAAAGCUCAAAGUGCGAUUGAGUCUCGUGUAAGAGCAGCGCACGAUUGGCUAGACGAUGGAAGAGCUAUGCGUGGUGGUGUUGGUGAAAAGAGCCUGAGACAAAUUAUUGAACAAGCGGAGAGACUGGCGGAGCGCUAUUUACCCCCAGCUCAAGCAGAACCCUUGAGAAAACUCGCUGGAGAAAUAGCUACCAUGACAGACGCACUUUGUGAGCUUCGCCAAGAUGGAAAGGGUACUACACCACAAGCAGAGUCCCUCGCUCGUGGGAUAAAAGAUAAAUUGAACGAACUUCGAACGUCAGUGGCAUCUGCUUUGGUGGCGGCUGACAAGUCAGGUCUAGCCCAGACGGCUCACACAGUGGCUGGGCGUCUUGAACAGGCCAACAAAUGGCUCCUCAAUCCUCAGCACGAUGACAGAGGACUUGGACAACGAGCCAUUGCCAUGAUUAUUCAUGAAGGGAAAAAGGUUGCUGAGGGUCUGCCUGGCAUCCACAAAGCAGAAAUCCUGCAGCUCUGCGAUGAAGUGGAUACUUUAUCCCACCAAUUGGCGGAUCUCUGCGCCCAUGGCCAGGGAAAUACGCCACGAGCCCAAGAAAUUGCACGUCAAUUAUCUCAGAAGCUCUACGAACUGAAGAAUCGAAUUCAACAAGCAGUUGUCUCUCGAGUGGUUGAGGACUUCAUCGACAUCACGACUCCACUCAAACAAUUCACAGACGCUGUCCUAACCCCCGAGGGAACACCAGGCCGUGAGCAAAAUUUCAAUGACAAAACCCACGCCCUCCAAAGCUUCUCCAACAGAGCUGCCAAAACUGCCAGAAUGGUAGCAGCUGGUGGAAGUGGAGGUAAUAAAAAACUUGCUGAAGCUCUUCUCACAAGUGCAUCCCAGGUGGAGUCACUGACUCCUCAACUGGUGAAUGCUGGAAGAAUUAGGAUGAGUUAUCCUGAGAGCAAAGCUGCUCAUGAGCACUUUGAGAAUCUACGUCAGCAGUACGCAGAGACAAUGCAGAGGACUCGGGGACUCUGCGACGAGGCAACGAACAGCGCUGAUUUUAUCAGAACAUCUGAAGAACAGAUGCAGAAACACGCGUUCCUCUGUGAAGAGGCCAUUGCUAAACAACAUCCUCAGAAAAUGGUUGACAAUACUGCUGCUAUUGCCAGACUGGCGAAUAGAGUUAUUCUUGUAGCCAAGCAAGAGAGUGAUAACAGUGAAGAUCUGCCAUUUAUACAACGCGUCAAUCAAGCUACUGAUGUUCUCCAGCACUCUGUCACGCCUAUGGUUCAAGAUGCCAAAGCUGUAGCUAUGAAUAUCACGGAUGGACCUGCCAUUUCCAGGUGGAGAGAGAGCAAUCGAGCGUUGCUGAAUAGUGUGGGACAAGUUCGUAGAGCUGUCCAUACUGAUCAGAGAACUUCUCCAGAUUUAUCGCAGUUACGAAUUAAUGAUGAGGCAAAAGUGCCACCACCUAGGCACACCUUUUUCGCAGAUAAAGUGGGUGAACCACUGAGAAAUCAGCCGUCUCCCAGCAAUUUACGAGCGAUCAGUCCUACCCUGGGUGUUGGGAAACCACAGCACGGCUCUGUUAGUCCUCUCCCCAAAUGGGCACGUGGAGGAGAUAAUCCAGAUCUUCUGUACGAGGAACUAGCGUCUGACGAUGUUGACAAAUCGCCUCGCUCAGGAGAAAUGGCUCCGCCAAGGCCUCCACUUCCCGGUGGAGAAAUUGCACCCCCACGUCCUCCACCUCCAGAGACUGACGAUGAGGAUGAGAUGUUUAUGCAUGCACCGCAGCCCAACCAACCCAUCAUGAUGGCCGCUCACGGUCUGCACCAGGAGGUGCGCCAGUGGUCCAGCAAGGACAAUGAGAUUAUUGCAGCAGCAAAAAAAAUGGCAGUUCUCAUGGCAAGACUAUCCGGCCUUGUCAGGGGUGAAGGUGGCAAUAAGCGUGAUUUGAUCGCAUGUGCUAAGGCCAUUGCCGAAGCUUCACAGGAGGUCACUCGUCUUGCCAAAGAACUCGCUCGUGAAUGCACUGACAAGCGCAUCAGAACGAAUUUACUGCAAGUCUGUGAGAGAAUCCCAACGAUUGGAACUCAAUUGAAGAUCCUGUCAACAGUGAAAGCUACGAUGUUGGGUGCUCAAGGUACCGAGGAGGAUCAAGAGGCAACCGACAUGUUAGUUGGUAAUGCCCAGAAUUUAAUGCAGAGUGUGAAAGAAACGGUUCGCGCUGCUGAAUGUGCGAGUAUAAAAAUUCGCACAGCAUCGGGAAUGAAAUUACGCUGGGUAAGACGUCAGCCCUGGUACCAGUACUAAAUACAGCAUUAUCCGUCCUUCAUUCGCCGACACAAUCUCACUCAAUGCAGAACAGCACCUGCCACUUCCCACAAGUUGAAUUAUACAAUGACCCCUGCGAAACAUUAAUUGUAUUUCAUGGAAUCCACCCACUUCGAAGUUUUUGUUUGAGGAAUGAAAUUAUUAUUGCAAUUAUUAAUUCAUUAAUCAAUUAGCCGAGCCGAGAAUUUUCGCCGGCAAAACUCAACUUCUCUUUCUGUUGUCGAACCACUAACUUUCAGUUUUCAUUUCAAAUAUUAAAAUUUGAACGAAAAACGAACAGAAUAAUUUUCUUCGAGUGAGUGGUUUCCAAAUGAAACUUUACCCUAAAUCCACUUCAAUUAAACAUUAAGUUAUUAAUUGAUUAAUUGACAAGUAGAAAUUACUCUUCACUCAAUCAUUGGUCCACCGAUAAUUCCGUGGUAAAAAGACAAAAAAUAAAAGAGAAGAACGAGAAAAUUCAAUUAAUUUCUGAAAUCACAUAAUUAUGAUUUUUGAAUCGACGUUAAUCAUCGAAGUCUCGAUUUUUGUGACUUCGGUAAGACAGGGUUAACCUUCAUUAGUAAUUCUAAUUAUUUUAACAGCAUUAAAAAAAUCUAUGGCCUACUUGAUAAUCACUAUUCGUAUUUUAUUACAAUUGCACACCAGUAACUACAAAAAUUUAGACUGGCCUUACGACGAAUUACCGUUCAAGAAUAAUUCGUGAUUAAUCGAAACAUAAUGUGUACAACAUUUUUCGAUGAUAUUUUUCCACUGAUACACCACUGCAUCCUGCCUUAGACGAAUUUCAUCUAUUUUUGUAAGAAACCCCAUGUGUUGAUGAUUUUUAUUUCUAAUUGAUACGAUUUAAAGAAAAAUCUUUUUAUUUUUAAAUCCCUAGAUCUUCCAAACAAAGUUGGUGCUUAAUGGUAGUGCAAUAGGAAUAUUUCAUGAUGAUUCUGUUCAGAGUAAAAGGUUCGCCUAGUUUAUGACCGAUAUCAUGAAAUUUUUGAAUUUACUCAUUGGAUUGUUUAAUUAAUUUUGUAUUUAUUGUAGCCAACGAAAUGUUAUUCAUUUAUGUAACAAACAACGAUGAAUAUUGCCAUAAUAAAUUAGUUUCGUGAA